AUGUAUUUCUUCGUGUCUUGUGCUUUGUUGGUUGUAUUUUGCAGUGUACAGGCUCAAUCUGCGGGUGCGGACGCCAUUUGCAAAGCUCGGAAUGCAUACCUGAAUGUAGACGGUAAUUGCGAUUCCUACAUCGAGUGCAGAGACUAUCACGCCAUAAACAAAGAAUGUCCAGAUGGUCUUCACUACAACGCUGAUGUUAAAUGGCCAAAUUACCCUUGCGGUUAUCCUGCAGAUGUGCCUUGCAAUGGACGGUCAAUCAUGCAGAUAGCACAGUCUACACACGACUGCCCGCAUCAAUUUGGCUUCUACCCGUCUCCUAAGAACUCCCCUACUGAUUGUGGCCACUACUUGAUGUGUGCCGACGGUAAAGCCAACGAGAUGUACUGCCCAACAGGCCUUGCAUUCAAUGCGGCAUUAUCCCGCUGCGACUGGCCAGAAAAUGUGCCCACUUGUAAAGCUUCUGAAUUCCUUGGCUUCACGUGCCCCCCAGCAAUGUAUGAUGAGGAAGGUUAUCCCGUAGUCACCAACCACAAAUAUGAGCAGAACUGUUACGCAUUCUUCAUGUGUAUCUCUGGAAACGCUCGCCUGUUAUCCUGUGACCCCGGUUUCGCCUUCGAUGCCAUCAGCAGCCGCUGCGUCGAUGAAGACCUGGUGGCCUGCGAUAACAAAAUGACUCCAUAUUCUCAAAACGUUAGAGUAGCAUAA
Messenger RNA from Danaus chrysippus (African queen), 705 nucleotides. Lineage: Eukaryota; Metazoa; Arthropoda; Insecta; Lepidoptera; Nymphalidae. The record is from the annotation of a GenBank genome assembly.